AUGUCUCGCGAAGCCUACCAAGUUCCCUCGAUGGGUACCCAGAACGCCUUCGGCAACGAUGCCGGCUACACUAACGCGAUGGCCACCGACACUCCCUCUGUGGUCUACCUGUGCGGCGAGUGCUCGGCGCGUGUGCCUCUGAAGCGCGGUGACCAGAUUCGCUGCAAGGACUGCGGACACCGUGUGCUCUACAAGGAGCGCACCAAGCGUAUGGUGCAAUUUGAAGCUCGCUGA
Messenger RNA from Penicillium chermesinum, 234 nucleotides. RefSeq names its product Rpo12/RPC10 RNA polymerase subunit family protein. The record is from RefSeq and is a predicted model, not a curated record. The transcript has 2 exons. Lineage: Eukaryota; Fungi; Ascomycota; Eurotiomycetes; Eurotiales; Aspergillaceae. Gene Ontology annotation, cellular component: RNA polymerase I complex; RNA polymerase III complex; RNA polymerase II, core complex. Gene Ontology annotation, biological process: DNA-templated transcription. Gene Ontology annotation, molecular function: zinc ion binding; DNA binding; DNA-directed RNA polymerase activity. The coding region runs from base 1 to 234 and encodes 77 amino acids.